This is a messenger RNA of Staurois parvus, 606 nucleotides long. The record is from the annotation of a GenBank genome assembly. Lineage: Eukaryota; Metazoa; Chordata; Amphibia; Anura; Ranidae.
UCCCCUCCCAAUCAUGUGAUUCAGGUGUUCCAAUCCCCUCCAUAUCAUGUGAUUCAGGUGUUCCAAUCCCCUCCAUAUCAUGUGAUUCAGGUGUUCCAAUCCCCUCCAUAUCAUGUGUUCCAUUCAGGUGUUCCAAUCCCCUCCCAAUCGUGUGAUUCAGGUGUUCCAAUCCCCUCCAUAUCAUGUGAUUCAGGUGUUCCAAUCCCCUCCCAAUCGUGUGAUUCAGGUGUUCCAAUCCCCUCUCAAUCAUGUGAUUCAGGUGUUCCAAUCCCCUCCAUAUCAUGUGAUUCAGGUGUUCCAAUCCCCUCCAUAUCAUGUGAUUCAGGUGUUCCAAUCCCCUCCAUAUCAUGUGAUUCAGGUGUUCCAAUCCCCUCCCAAUCAUGUGAUUCAGGUGUUCCAAUCCCCUCCAUAUCAUGUGAUUCAGGUGUUCCAAUCCCCUCCCAAUCAUGUGAUUCAGGUGUUCCAAUCCUCUCCAUAUCAUGUGAUUUAGGUGUUCCAAUCCCCUCCCAAUCAUAGUCAAUAGCUAAAGACCUCCAAACUUGGUGUGGCCUUCAGAUGAGCCCAACAACAGUGUGUAGAGAGCUUCAUGGAAUGGGUUUCCAUGGC